ACUAGCGUUAAAAAAAAAGAAGAAAAAGCUUUAUUGCAAUGCUGUUCGAAAUAAAUUCAAAUUAUACAGGAGAAUUUAUCCGUAAUCACGCGCCACUGAAACGAGGAAAGUAGAAAGCGUUAGCAGUGAGAAGAAUUGAUUCAUUAGAUUCAGAAGAAGAGAAGAAUGAGCGAGAAAGAGGCUGUGGCGGAAGUGAAGGAAUGGCUUGCGAAGACGUUCGAAGGCGUUGGGAAACCCGUUCCGGAAUUCGAAUACACACCGCGCAGCGUCUCGCAUUUGCACCAUCUCAUCACUCUUUCUAAAGCCAAAGACGAGGCCGCGCGCCUUGUAGCUCGUGAUUUCCGCCUCAAGGCCUCCGAGUACCGAUCCCAAGCUGCGAGGAUUAGGGAGAUUUUGGAGAAUGUGGGCUUAGCGCAGGAGAGCCUGCCCUCCAAUGUGGUUACAUCAGCACAAGUUCUAGCAAAUGUGGCCAACUUGUUGAAUAUAAGAGAUACUGAAAUGAGUAGCUUUCUUGUAGCUAUGGGUGAUAUUUCCCUAAGGAAGACUGGAGUGGAGGAAAAAAGGGCUGAAGUUAACAAGGAAUCCAAGCUUCUACUUGAUUACACUAGAAAGGCAAUAGCCAGGCUAACAUAUUUGAAAAGAACACUUGCUCAGUUAGAAGAUGAGGUAGCUCCAUGUGAGGCUCAGAUGGAUAAUUGGGCUACAAAUUUACAAGUAAUGGCUGCAAAAGAAAGACAGUACGUGCAACAAUGUGCCAACUACAAGGCGGUGCUGAAUCAUGCAGGUUAUACCCCCGAGGUUAGCCAUAGGGUUUUGGUUGAAAUGGCUGAGCAUAGAAAGGAGCUAGAGAAGAAAACUAAGCCCAUCCUUGAUACUCUGAGGAGUUACCAAGAUUUGCCUCCGGAUAAAGCUUUGGCUGCCUUAGCAAUUGAGGAUAAGAAAAGGCAGUAUGCUGAUGCUGAGAAGUAUCUUGAAGAUGUUUUGCAAUCAGCUCUUGCCAGUUCUGAGUGACAUAAUACUACAAUUUUUAAAGCCUUUUUCUUUGUAAAUUUUCUUGCUUUCAAGAUUCUGAUUUUCAACCUCACUAAAGUUAUCUAUGGACAAGAGUCACUUAAGUUGGCUGCCAGGAUGGAAUCAGGUUAGGUAGAGUUGAAUAUCAAAUUGCGUAUCAUGCAGCCAUCAUCCAAUUCACUGGACAUAUUGUUGCAUAUAAUUCUUUCACAUUUUUAUCUUAAAAUAAAAAAUUUGAAUGGUGAGGAUCACAAUGGUUUGCAGAGAGUCAUGAACCUUGCUAGGCACUGAUAUAUAGUUGUAAUCUUAUGUUUAAUCAAUGAUGAUGAUCGCUAGCAUUAGUUGUAA
Messenger RNA from Vigna umbellata (rice bean), 1359 nucleotides. RefSeq names its product HAUS augmin-like complex subunit (gene AUG1). The record is from RefSeq and is a predicted model, not a curated record. Gene Ontology annotation, biological process: spindle assembly. Lineage: Eukaryota; Viridiplantae; Streptophyta; Magnoliopsida; Fabales; Fabaceae. Gene Ontology annotation, cellular component: cytosol; HAUS complex.